AUGGCGGCGGUCGCGGCGGCGUGGCACCCGCCCGCAACAGCUGCCGCCAGCGGUGACGUAGGGCAGCAUUACCUGCUGGCUGCUGUGGCAGGCAUAGAUGUGCCCUCGCUCAACGUGUUUCUCCAGUCCUGGAGGCGCUACUCCCCGCAAACUCGCAUCGUGCUGUGGGUGGAACAGAAUGCCACGCUGGCAGAGCACGGCGUGCCUGCCGACGUGGUGCGUUUCACACGCACCGCCCAGGACAUCAAGCUGCAGAGAUACGAGCUGUGGAGGCCGUUCCUGGAAGGCUUGCGACGCCAGGGGAAAGCCGCGGGGGUGGUGCUCGCUGAUGCGGGCGACGUGCUGCUGCAGGCUGACCCCUGGCAGGAUGCGGUGGUGGAGAUGCUGGUGGCAGAGGAUGCGCUGCUGUUUUCUUUGGAGGGCGGGCCGCACGAUGGCAUGGGCAAGCCGAUCCGCGACUGUGCAGCCAACCGGCAGUGCCUGCAGCGCUGCUUUGGCGCUGGCGCAGCGGAGCAGCUGGGAGGCAAGCCCAUUGCGUGCGCAGGCGUGACGAUUGGGGGCCUGGGGGCAGUGACCGCAUACGUGCAGCAGCUGCUGGAUGUCACGCAGAGCAGCGCCACACAGGAGUGCAGGGACCAGGCCGGCGGUCACCAGGCAGUGCACAACUUCAUGCUGCACCGGCUGGGGGAGCAGGGGGGCCUCAGGUUCCGCCACCACGCACGUGCGGCUGAAGAGCUGCCGCCGCUGGUGCUUGACUCAUACGGCUGGCCCUUCCGGAUAGACCGCUUCGGCGUGCUGCGGCGGGACAACGGCACCACCCCCGCCAUCGUGCAUCAGUACCAUCGCUGGCGUGGCGCCCUGGCCAUCUACCGGGCCAUGUAUCCCUACCUGGGCCGCGGCUUCGAUUACAACGGGCCCAACGCAACAGGCAACUCGGUGCUGGCACACAUGCGGCUGUGCCAGUUCUGCCGCAAGCAGCUGGAUGCCGGUGCAGCAACAACGGCAUGA
Chlorella variabilis is the source of this 1008-nucleotide messenger RNA. RefSeq lists its product as hypothetical. NCBI's taxonomy places the organism in Eukaryota, Viridiplantae, Chlorophyta, Trebouxiophyceae, Chlorellales, Chlorellaceae. The record is from RefSeq and is a predicted model, not a curated record. The transcript is spliced from 7 exons. Bases 1 to 1008 code for a protein of 335 amino acids.